This is a messenger RNA of Prunus avium (sweet cherry), 390 nucleotides long. Lineage: Eukaryota; Viridiplantae; Streptophyta; Magnoliopsida; Rosales; Rosaceae. The record is from RefSeq and is a predicted model, not a curated record.
AUGAGCAACAACAUAGGAAGAGAUAUCGUAUACUAUCAAGUCACGGACCCAAGUGACAAUGCGUUAGACCCCAAACCAGGAACUUUGAGAUAUGGGGCUACCAUGAUCAGAGGGAAAAAGUGGAUCACCUUCCAGAGGGACAUGCGCAUUAGGCUUGAGAAACCACUUCUCGUUAGUAGCUUCACUGCCAUUGACGGAAGAGGUCCUAGCGUUCACAUUGCUGGUAAUGCAUGCUUGGUGGUCUUUAAGGCAAGCAAUGUAAUCAUCCAUGGCCUUCGAAUCCACCAUUGCCGUUCCCAAGCACCAAGCUUAGUUAUGGGUCCAGAUGGAAAGAUAAUGCCACUGGGGCAGGUUGAUGGAGAUGCAAUCAGGUUGGUUACUGCAUCAUAG